AUUCCUCGACUCUUGUUUUUCUCCCCUCCGCACCUAUUAUCUUGCCUGCCCUCUUCUUGCCUUGCAUCUUCACUCAAACGUCAACACACGAUUCUCCUCGCUCGUCGCACGCGACAACCUACACGAACCGGCCUACGCAUCAAAUUAUCGUUAUCGUCCUUUCGCCCAGAAGCUCGCUGUAGCUUCCUAGACACACCUAUUCCGUCCACGACACACGCUCGUUUCCCGACCCCGCAAAACUCAAAAAAUGGCCCCUCCGCCUUACGGACUCACUGAGGAGCAGUACAAAGACUACAAGCAGGUCUUUUCCAUCUUUGAUCGCGAUGGCACCGGCGCCAUCAACGCGGAGGAGUUCCAGAUCGCCAUGAAGUCACUUGGGCUGAACCCCAGCAUUCAGGAGGUCAACGAGCUCAUCGCCGAGGUCGACCCCAAUAACGACGGUGGAAUUGAUUUCGAAGAAUUCCUCCAACUCAUGAGCGAGGCACCCGCGCCCUCAAGCAAAGAUUCCGACACCAAUACCGAGCUCGUCGCCGCCUUCAAGGUCUUUGACAAGGACAACAGCGGCUCCGUCUCGCCUUCGGAACUGCGCCAGGUGCUGCUGUCCCUCGGCCAGCGCGCCACCGACGAGGAGAUUGAGGAGAUGAUCAGAGGUGCCGAUCUCGACGGCAACGGUUCUAUUGAUUAUCAAGAAUUCGUCCAGCUCAUGGCUCCGAAAGACGGCAAGAAGUAGAAACAGUGUUCUGCAAACGCUAGAAGCAGCAGCAGCGCGACAAACGGUUUGUUGGCGGGGCGAUCUUUCUUUGAUUUUGGGUCC
This is a messenger RNA of Colletotrichum acutatum, 814 nucleotides long. RefSeq lists its product as uncharacterized. The coding region runs from base 248 to 730 and encodes 160 amino acids. Gene Ontology annotation, cellular component: myosin II complex. The record is from RefSeq and is a predicted model, not a curated record. The transcript has 6 exons. NCBI's taxonomy places the organism in Eukaryota, Fungi, Ascomycota, Sordariomycetes, Glomerellales, Glomerellaceae. Gene Ontology annotation, molecular function: calcium ion binding.